CCCUCCCCUCUCCAGUCCCCGCCCCUCCUCUCUCCAGGCCCCGCCCCCUCUGUCAUACCCCAGCUUUUCCCAGUUCCCGCCUGCGCUCCACUUAAGCUCCCGGGGCACCCUGGUCGAUCAUUUGCUUGCCGCUGUCACCGCGCCUGGAGCUUGAGUUUGGGGGCCUUAGGAGCGUUUCCCAUGGGGCUAUCUGCUUUCCUCAGAAUUGGCCCAUUGCUACUAGAAAAUCACUAUCAACUAUGAUUCCCAUCAAGGAUGUCAGUGGUAUGUUGGAAUUAGUUUUCUGUGUAUAUUUUAGUGCUAUAAAUUGCCAUUCCAAAUUAGGCUUGCUUUUAGUAUAUCAUUUUACACCGUUGAUCUAUUAUUUAUUACCUGAGCACAUGAAGAUAGGCAAUGUUGUGAGGUGUACACGGGUAAACUACUUGGUGAAAGCAUGCUUUGUAUUUUUAACAUGUAUAAUUGUAUUAAGAUCAAGCAAGCUUAGUUUUGUGCCUGGUUUUCUUGUUUGAAAAUGGAUUUGUUACCUGGGAGUUGCAGUUGAUGACAUUUUGAUAUUAAUAUGUUUGCUGCUGCUACAAAGAGCUUUGUCAAGCAAGUUGGAGAUGGAGGGAGAUUAGUUCCAGUUCCAAGCCUCAGUGAAGCUGACAAAUACCAGCCUCUCAGUCUGGUGGUAAAAAAGAAGCGAUGCUUUCUGUUUCCUAGAUAUAAAUUUACCUCAACACCUUUUACACUGAAAGAUAUUCUCCUAGGAGACAGAGAAAUUUCAGCUGGUAUUUCAUCUUAUCAAUUACUGAAUUAUGAAGAUGAAUCAGAUGUUUCACUUUAUGGAAGGCGAGGCAACCAUAUUGUAAAUGACGUUGGGAUUAAUGUUACUGGAUCAGAUUCCAUUGCAGUAAAAGCUUCAUUUGGUGUAGUAACCAAACAUGAAGUGGAAGUAUCAACAUUACUCAAAGAAAUUACUACACGGAAAAUUAACUUCGAUCACAGCUUGAUACGUCAGUCACGGAGCAGCAGAAAGGCUGUGCUUUGCGUGGUCAUGGAAAGCAUUCGAACCACACGACAGUGCUCCCUGUCUGUUCAUGCUGGCAUUCGAGGAGAAGCCAUGCGGUUUCAUUUUAUGGAUGAACAGAAUCCCAAGGGAAGGGACAAAGCUAUUGUUUUUCCAGCACAUACAACCAUAGCUUUCAGUGUUUUUGAACUCUUCAUUUACUUGGAUGGUGCCUUUGACCUUUGUGUCACUUCAGUGUCAAAAGGAGGAUUUGAAAGGGAAGAAACAGCAACGUUUGCACUGCUCUACAGACUGAGAAAUAUACUAUUUGAAAGAAAUAGAAGAGUGAUGGAUGCCAUUUCUCGUUCACAGCUUUACUUGGAUGAUCUUUUUUCUGACUACUAUGACAAACCUCUCAGCAUGACUGAUGUUUCACUCAAGGAAGGGACUCAUAUCCGAGUUAACUUACUUAAUCACAACAUUCCUAAAGGGCCUUGCAUACUCUGUGGAAUGGGGAACUUAAAAAGGGAGACGGUCUAUGGUUGCUUUCAGUGUUCUGUAGACGGACAGAAGUAUGUGAGACUUCACGCAGUCCCUUGUUUUGAUAUUUGGCACAAGAGAAUGAAAUAAAAAGAAAAAAAACAGAAUAUGCCUCAUUGGUGUCUUAAGUGCAAUUGUGCCAUAAGCCUUCUCUAGUUUGCUUUGAUGGUAAGUUAAACCGAGAGAAGAGCUGGAAAACCUGUGUGGAUGUCAUUUUCCUAACACAUAAAGUGGAGAUGUGGCACAUCUUUUUUCUUUAUAACUUGUCAUGAUUAAUAACAU
This is a messenger RNA of Marmota monax (woodchuck), 1810 nucleotides long. RefSeq names its product pejvakin (gene Pjvk). Gene Ontology annotation, biological process: programmed cell death. The coding region runs from base 560 to 1618 and encodes 352 amino acids. The transcript has 7 exons. Gene Ontology annotation, cellular component: cytoplasm. The record is from RefSeq and is a predicted model, not a curated record. Lineage: Eukaryota; Metazoa; Chordata; Mammalia; Rodentia; Sciuridae.